Molecule: messenger RNA, 216 nt
Organism: Sphaeroforma arctica JP610
Lineage: Eukaryota; Ichthyosporea; Ichthyophonida
Exons: 3
Coding region: 1-216 (71 amino acids)
Source: RefSeq, a predicted model, not a curated record
AUGCCUAGAUGUAACUAUAUAGGUAUUUGUGUGCCCACCGUGGAAGCUAUAAACGUUCGUAUCUUUCGAGUCGCCAAAGUUAUGCGAUUGAUUCCCAAAGAGAUUAUGCAUGUGGAGCGAAACGAGUCGCUUGAUUCGUCCGAUGCUUCACGCCAAAGACAAAGAGCGCUCAGGGCACUCAACAGUCAACUGGGACCUUCGGAUCAGAAUGCGUGA